AUGCUCGGCUUCCUCUCGGCGACGGACAAUGACAUCGACCGCUCGUGGCGCCUCUGCAUGAUCGUGCCGGCGGCCCUCCACGAGCUCGCGAAGAUGAUGAUGUCGCGCAAGAAGCGGCGGCUCUACGACCGGAUGCAGCACGGCAUCCAGAAGAAGGCGGUGGCCGCGGACGCGCUGCGCGCCAAGCGCGCGUCGCUCGAAGCCGCCGCCGCGAGCGCCAAGCCUCCUUCCGGCAAGGCCAAGGGCGGCGGCAAGUCCGCCCGGCGCAAGGCGUGA
Emiliania huxleyi CCMP1516 is the source of this 276-nucleotide messenger RNA. RefSeq lists its product as hypothetical. The transcript has 2 exons. Lineage: Eukaryota; Haptophyta; Isochrysidales; Noelaerhabdaceae. The coding region runs from base 1 to 276 and encodes 91 amino acids. The record is from RefSeq and is a predicted model, not a curated record.